AUGCCUCGCCCAAGAAACACCGUUGCCUCUACCAGAGCCAACCGAAACGAAACGAACAAUGAUGAUACCAACCGAAAUGAAGCGAAUACCAAUACUGAACGAGAGAACCGACAGAACCCCAUCCUUAUUGAUGGAGAUGAGAAUGAAGAACAACGCAUGAUGACCUUGGAGGAGUUCUUGCAAUAUGCCUCUGAGGAGCCAGAAUGGUUGUAUGAGAAGCUCCAAGCAACUCAUCAACGAUAUGAUGACAGUCUUGAUGACCAUAAGGUCCGGCUUGCUGAAGAAGAGCUCCGAGGACAAACCAAGGAUGGAGAAAUUGCGCUUCUGCGCCGUGAAACAGAAGAGAUGAAGGGACAACUCCAAGAUAUCAAGAAGCAACUUACUGAUGUGACUGCUGAACGUGACGCAUUUGGGAGCCAAAUUGCCCGACUGGUGAUGGACAGUGCCAGUGGCCGUCGAGCCUCUCCAAUGCCCAUCAACAGCAAAUCCACCAAGAUCCCAGAUCCCCCAAUGCUUACUGAUGGAAAGGAGCCCCGAUUUGAAGACUGGCUGCUCCUGAUGUCUCAGAAGCUUACUGCUAAUGCAGACCACUUUGACACUUCCCAACUUCGUAUAGCAUACGUGGCUAGUCGAUGUGAUGGUAAAGCUCGGAAACACAUCACUCCACGCAUGUGA
This is a messenger RNA of Aspergillus chevalieri, 675 nucleotides long. RefSeq lists its product as uncharacterized. NCBI's taxonomy places the organism in Eukaryota, Fungi, Ascomycota, Eurotiomycetes, Eurotiales, Aspergillaceae. The transcript has a single exon. The record is from RefSeq and is a predicted model, not a curated record. Bases 1 to 675 code for a protein of 224 amino acids.